AUGUAUAUAUUCGGUGGGCGUACGGACGAGGGCGUUGACCUUGGGGAUCUGGCGGCGUUUCGCAUCACCACCCGGAGAUGGUACUCCUUCCAGAACAUGGGACCCGCGCCAUCUCCGAGGUCCGGCCAUAGUAUGACGGCUUUCGGAAAGCAAGUUAUCGUUAUGGCUGGAGAGCCGAGUUCGGCACCCAGAGACCCCGUGGAGCUCAGCAUGGCCUACAUCCUCGACACCGCGAAAAUCCGGUAUCCCACCGACUCUCAAAACGGAGGAGAGAGAGGUCCGCCCCCCGGAGCGAGGAAAGGAAGUGCCGAUAGACCUGGUCCCCUAACCGGUCGCACCUCGCGCGAAGCUCAAAAUCAACCUGCAGACGUGCAGCAACGACGGCCGGGACCGUCACGCGAGAGUAUGAUAAGCCCAACCGGUCGACCAGCAGAGUUCGGGCCCAGCCCCGGACCGGGUUCAAGGCUGCCCCGGGCAUCCAUCGCACAGGCUCCGUCCGGGCCUCCUCCUCCGGGUCAGGCACCUACGCCCGGCCCUCGAGGUAACGCCCCUCAGCCUGCCAUGAACCCCCGCAGCAAAACGCCGACAAAGCUCGAUCGUGCAUACGGAGGUCCGCCCGUGGACACUGUUCGGGCAGUGACCGCCGAACGCGACAGGGAGUCGCCCAGAGAGUCCCCCAAGGACCCCCGAUCGGUCUCCGAAGCUGGUUCCUACCCCACGGGUCAGCGCACGCCUACUCAGCAGUCUCAGCCCCAAACUCAACCUCAAUCGAGGAUGUCUGCCAAGGCUAUGGAGGCUGGCGAGGCUGCACCUCUCAUGAGUGCGCCGACUAGACAACGUUCUCUGCGUCAGCAACGACAGCGAAGCUCUAUGGAUAGCGCCGACGAGUCCGUCCUAGGCCGACACCCUAGCAUCGAUGGGUCGGUGGAAUCCCGGGGUCAACGAAACUCCAGGACCCUUGGAGACGAGCCGCGAUCGCCCCGGUUAACUGCUCACCAAGAGGCGCUAAUUAAGGAGCUUGAACUGGUGAAAAACCGCAACGCGUGGUAUGCAUCGGAGCUGGCGUUGGCCAAGAAGGCCGGUUACUCACCUAAUCUGGCCAAUGGUACCAACUUGGAUGAGCAGGCGGUGGAUACGUUUGCUGACGAGGAUCGGCCGUUGAUCGAGGCAUUCCUCGCCAUGAGGGCAGAGUUGGCAAAGAUGCAAGCAACCGUGGACCGACAAGCCGCGAUCGCUUCCAAACGCGUUGCCGAAGUUGAACACCAAAGAGAUGUUGCUGUCAACGAGGCUGCUUAUUCGCGGGCUAAGCUCGCUGCUCAUGGUGGCAGCCAGCGCGGUACACCCCAGCCAGACAGACGCUCCCAAGACCACGAGGAUACGAUCACCGACCGAAGCACCGAGAUCAGCAGAAGACUUGCCCUAGCUCUCGCCUCUCAUAGCGAGGCCAAAUCCAAGCUCGAGGUCCUCACGAACGAACUCGACCAGGAGAAACGUGGCAGGGAAUUGGCGGAAGAAACGUGUGAGGCCACACGCCGAAGACUUGCCGAACUUGAAAUGCAAAAUAACGCUAUAGAAAUGGAAAGUCUGCGCGCCCAACUCCACCAAGCGGAGGCUGCCGUCAGGGAAGAGUCAUUGCUACGAGCUGAUGCCGACUCCGCUUUGAAGCAACUGACUCUGGACAAGGAGGAGUUGCUGAAGAAGCUCGAGGAAUCUUCUAUUCGCCUGGGUGACUUGGGAAAUAAUCUCGGUACUCUUCGAGAGGCCGUGAAUGCUUCGACCGACAAAUCGACUCUCCUUGAAAGACAAUUAGAAGAAGAACGGGAGCGUCGGGGGGGACUGGAGAAGAAGUUGCUGCAGCUGAGAUCGGAACAUGAAGAACGGACGUCCGAGUUGGAGAAUGUCAACCGUCGUCUGCGAGACGCCGAAGAGCUGGCUGAGACCAGCGCGAGAGAGGCUGAGACGCAUAAGAACGCCUUCUUGUCCGGCCUCGACCGCGCCUCGUCCUUUGAUUCGGAAGCAUCCAUGCGCUCGCUUGCGGACCAGCGCGUGUCUGCUCUCGAGGCCCAGGUGGAGAGGGCUAACAAUUUGGCGAAGGCGAGCCACACAGCCGCAGAUGAUGCGGCAGAUAAGCUUCGACGUGCGGAAGAGAGAAUCGCCGGCUUAGAGGCAUACCAGGAACAGGCCAGCAGAGAGGGCUUGCAGCUCCGUAGACAACUCCAGACUGCGAUGAAGGAAAGUCAGUCGCAUGCCGCCGAGAAUAGGGACCUCAAGGCUCAGCUGGAGAACCACCAGCGAGAGUCAGGCGCAUUGGCUAUCCAACAUGCUGCUCUCAAGGACCUCCUGGGUGAGCGCGGCGUUGGUUAUCCGGAUAACAGACGCUCCCCUCGACUCGACUCCCCUGGGUCUCGGUUUGGAACGCCCGAACAAGGCCGGUUACGUGAACUGGAGCAACAGCUCUCGACCAGCAUGAAGGCGCACGAGGAACUGAAGUCGUCGUUCGAAUCUCGUGAGCAGGAAGCCGAUCGUGCCUACAGAGAGAAGCUGGAGCAGCUCGAGAACGACUACCAAUCGGCUGUUCACUACGUGAAGGGUACCGAGAAGAUGUUGAAGCGCAUGAAGGAUGAACUCAGUCGGUACAAGGCCCAGAACGCCAAACUGCAGUCGGAAUUAGAAACCGCACAGAAGGAACUUUCAAACGGAGGUUCCGAAGCCCCAGCCGACUGGGAAGCCGAGCGCUCGCAUCUCCAGCAGACCAUCGAAGAUAUGCACGAGGAGACAACAUCCUCCAUUACGAUCCUCGAGGAUCAGAUCACCCGCCUGAGGGCAGAACUUUCGGCCGCCGAAGCUGAUAGGGAUGAAUCUCGCAGCGAGUUCGAGAGUAUGCGGCAAGAGCUCGUCGCCGCUGCGGAGAAGAGCCGUGCGGAAUUGGAGCAGCUGAAGCAGGAGAACUCCCUGCUUGAAACCCGCGCAUCCGAUGCCGAACACAAGGUCACCAUGCUUCUGGACCAGGUUGAGGCGUCCGUCGGGCAUUACCGCCGACAGUCGCAGCCCGGUCAAGGCAUCAACGGCAUCUCCCGCACUCACAGCAAUGCCUCGAGCAACACCAUCAGCGGUGCUGGAAACCGGUCGAGAGCCAAUAGCGCCGUGUCGCAGGAAGAGCCUUUCCCAGACAACCGUGGAUCCAUGGCCCUGGACUCCCUAGCCAACGAGCUAGAAACCCUGCGGAGCCACUGGGAGAGCACCAACCGGAACUAUCGGCUUAGCACUCAGUCUGACUUCGAUCGGACGCCCACCAAAGAGACCGGGCUCAGCGAUAGCUUGGCCGAAUGGAGGCGACGAUUGGAUGAAGAGGAAGCGAGAGCGAGUUCCCCAGAAAAGAGCAAGCCUCGGAAUGCUGGCGAGGCACACGCGACGGCAAACAUGAUAUGA
Messenger RNA from Aspergillus melleus, 3429 nucleotides. Its product is annotated as putative cell polarity protein (Tea1). Gene Ontology annotation, molecular function: protein binding. Gene Ontology annotation, biological process: regulation of cell shape. NCBI's taxonomy places the organism in Eukaryota, Fungi, Ascomycota, Eurotiomycetes, Eurotiales, Aspergillaceae. The coding region runs from base 1 to 3429 and encodes 1142 amino acids. The record is from RefSeq and is a predicted model, not a curated record. The transcript has a single exon.